Messenger RNA from Mytilus californianus (California mussel), 2802 nucleotides. Its product is annotated as ankyrin repeat domain-containing protein 17-like. The record is from RefSeq and is a predicted model, not a curated record. NCBI's taxonomy places the organism in Eukaryota, Metazoa, Mollusca, Bivalvia, Mytilida, Mytilidae. Gene Ontology annotation, cellular component: cytoplasm. The coding region runs from base 1 to 2802 and encodes 933 amino acids. Gene Ontology annotation, molecular function: protein binding. The transcript has 4 exons.
AUGAUCUGUUUGAUCAGAAAUUUAAAAACAAUCAGUUCUCCAAUCAAUGGAUUUGACAGUCUGCCAUUACCAGUUGAGACUACUCCAGGAUCAGAUCUCGCCAGGAUAAAAUGGUACAGGAAUAUACUAGCUCAUCUGGAUGAUGGAAAAGUUGACACUUCUUUUUUCAUUACAGCAUGGAGAGAUAUAACAGAUGAAAAUGGUUGUGUUAUUGUCACCGGAACUUCUGGCAUGGGAAAAUCAUUGCUUGUGCGCCACGUAGCUCUAGAAAUGGAAGCGGAAGGCUAUGAAAUCUUACCCGUAUUAAAACCAAACAAAAUUACCAAGCAAAGGUUCCUAGCUCAUGUUAAAGAUUUAGAAACAUCACAACAGAAAAGAUUAGCGUGUACACGUGAUACAAGCAACAAUGGUAGUUCAUUAAUGGGAUGUUGUUCCGUUGGAAAUAUUGAUCUUGUUGAAUGGUGUUUGCAUCAUUGUAUUAGUAAUGUAAACUGUUAUCGGAAAGGUGAUAGCGCCACGGCUAUACAUAUAGCUUGCCAGGGAGGCUAUAUAGAUGUGGUUGAGAUGUUAUUAAACAAAAAGGCAAACUUAAAUAAGUCUACAGAUACUGGAAUAUCACCCCUGUUCCUUGCUUGUCAGUAUGGACAUACUAAUGUAGUACAUAUGUUAAUAAACCAUAAGGCAGACAUUAAUCAUAUUAAUGAUAAAGAAGUAUCAAUAGUAUACAUUGCGUGUGAGAAAGGACACACUAACAUAGUUCAGAUGUUAAUAAACAAUAAAGCUAACAUUAAUAAGUGUAAUAGUGAUGGAAUAUCACCUCUGUUCAUGGCUUGUCAUAAUAGACAUACAGAAGUAGUUCAGUUGUUAAUAGACUAUGACGCAGAAAUUAAUAAAUGUUCACAUACUGAAGCAUCACCAUUACUUGUUGCUUGUGAAAAAGGCUACACAGAAAUAGUUCGAAUUUUAAUAGAUAAUAAAGCCGUCAUUAAUAAGUGUAUUGAUACUGGAGAAUCGCCUCUUUACGUUGCUUGUCAUAAUAAACACACUGAUGUAGUUCAGAUAUUAAUAAACAAUAAGGCAGACAUUAAUAAAUGUGGAGAAUCAGGAAAUUCGCCUUUGCACAUUGCUUGUUUGAAAGCACAUACUGAAAUAGUUCAGAUGCUUCUUAUAAAUAAAGCAGAUUUAAAUAAGUGUAACAACGACGGAUUCUCGCCUUUGUGCACCGCUUGUGAGAAUGGACAUAUCGAAGAAGUUGAAAUGUUAAUAAAAUAUAAGGCAGACACAAAUAAGGGUACAGAUGCUGGAAUAUCACCACUAUACAUUGCCUGUGAAAAAGGCUACAAAGAAAUAGUUCAAAUGUUAAUAAAUAAUAAAGCAGUCAUAAAUACAGAUACGUGUAAAUCUCCACUUUAUAUUGCUUGUGAAAAUAAACAUGUUGCAGCUGUGCAGAUAUUACUUGACAAAAAGGCAGAAAUUAAUAAGGGUGGAGAGUUAGGAGCAUCGCCUCUACACAUUGCUUGUUGGAACGGACAUAGGGAAAUAGUAAAGAUGUUACUUAAAUAUAAGGCAGACAUCAAGAAAAGUAAUUAUGACGAAAUAUCGCCUCUGUUCAUUGCAUGUCGUGAAGGUCAUACUGAAAUAGUUCAAACAUUGAUAAAACAAAAGGCAGACAUAAAUAAAUGUACAAAUACUGGAUCAUCGAUACUGCAUGCGGCUUGUUUGAAAGGAAAUACUGAAGUAGUUAAGAUGUUAAUACACAAUAAAGCAGACGUCCAAAAGUGUGAUAAUAACGAAGUAUCACCUCUGCUCAUUGCCUGCCAGGAGGGACACAGUACAAUAGUUCAAAUGUUAAUAAACAAACGGGCUAAUAUCAACAAGUGUUCGAAUACGGGAGUAUCGCCGCUAUACGCUUCCUGUUUUAAAGGGAUUGCUAAAGUGGUGAAGAUGUUAAUAAACAAUAAGGCAAACAUUAAUAAAUGUGAUAACGACGGGAUCUCACCUCUUUCUAUUGCUUCUAUGGAAGGAAAUAUUGAAGCAGUUAAGAUGCUCAUUAACAAUAAAGCAAACAUAAAUAAGUGUGAAACAACUGGGUCAUCACCCCUGUACAAAGCUUGUUCAAAAGGGCAUACUGAAGUAGUAAAGAUAUUAAUAAAUAAUAAGGCAGACAUCAAUAAGUGUAAUGAUCAAGAAGUACCACCUCUGUUUAGUGCUUGUUUGAAUGGGCAUAACGAAGUAGUAAAGACGUUACUUAUUAAUAAUGCAGACAUUGAUAAGUGUAACGAUGAAAAUGUAUCACCUCUGUCCAUUGCUUGUUGGAAAGGAAAUACAAAAGUAGUAAAGAUGUUGAUCGACAAAAACGCAGACGUUAACACGUAUAAUACUAAUGAAGUAUCACCUCUGUUCCGUGCGUGUCAAGAAGGGCAUGCUGAAGUAGUAAAUAUGUUGAUAAACAAUAAAGCAGACUUCGAUAAGUGUAAUAAUGAGAAAGUAUCACCUCUGUACAUUGCUUGUUGGAAAGGAAAUACAGAAGUAGUAAAGAUGUUGAUCGACAAAAGCGCAGACAUUAACAAGUGUGAUUCUAACGAAGUGACACCUCUGUUCAUUGCGUGUCAUAAAGGGCAUACUGAAGUUGUUAAAAUGUUAAUAUGCAAUAAGGCAGACAUAAAUAAGUGCAACAAAAAAGACGAAUCUCCUCUCUUCAUUGCUUGUCAGGAAGGGCAUUCUGACAUAGUUCAAAUGUUAAUAAGCAAUAAAACAGACAUUAAUAAAUGUAAUAACUCUGGAGUAUCUCCCAUAUUAUAA